ACUAGACCAACACGUGCUUCCGGUUUCAAAAUUGGACAGAAGUUAUCUCUUUAAAAAUUAUAUACUAUGGACAAGAAGGGAUUAGAGACUGUUUGUCAACGAAAAAAAGAAGUGAAAGAACAACUAAACAAUAUACCGAAAGGAAAAGCUAAAUCAGGGAGACCAUGGAAAUCGAAUAGAACAGCUAGGUACUCAGAAAUUAAGAAAGUUAAGUCACUGAAGUCAUCAUGGGAUAAAAAAAUGAAGAAAAAAGCAGAAGAAAAAUCUAUUAAAGAUUUUGAAAAACAGCUGAAAGGCGAACGGUCAGCAAAAUUAGAAUUACUGAGAAAGAGACAAGAGGAACAUAAACAGAGAAAGUUGGAGAAUGAAAGAAAAUCAGAAGUUGUCCAAACAAUUAAAAAUACAGCAAAAAUCAAGAGGAUGAAGAAGAAACAAUUACGACUGUUAGCUAAAAGAUGAUCUGAAUAAAUUAGAAAUUUAUAUAUAUACCUGGUAGUUCGAUUUGAAAAGUUUUUGACAGGGAUCAUUUCAAUGUUGAUGUGGAGUCUCAUUGAUUUGCAAACUUUUCUGCAUCCAAACAAUUUGUGUUGCAAAAAGGAAUAUUAUCAUCAAUAAGAGAAAAUCUCAACAAACCAAUCUCUGAAGGCGAAGGAUCCAUGAAAUCACUACUGGUACUCAAAUCGACAGUGACAUUGGCUCUUUUCCCAGUAAAUAUUUCAAAAAAAAAUUGUAUUAAUGUAACCCACUUAAGGGUAGAUGAUAUCUUAUUGCUACAGGUGUUUCCAAAUCCAAAUCCAAAGAGCUUCAAAAAACAAGCUCAUCAGAUAUGUGGAUACACCCAUUUAAUAAAGAGAGGUAAGUUGGGUAUAUAUCACUCUAAUUAACACUUGGCUGUGAGUCUGUCAGUCCUACCGUGAUAUCAGAUUAGCUUGUGUACGAGAUAUCUUGUGAACCCCUCAGGCCCUGAACAGAUUUAACUGAUAUCCACACCAUAAAAUCACACCAAGGUCUACACCUGAUAAGAUUUUAGUGGUUGUGACGUCUGUCUAAGUUAAAAAGUCAGAGGUCAGACUUGAUGACCUUUGAAUUCAAAACAUUUGUGUUCAAGACAUCUCAUGAACUGCUGUACAGACUUAGUUCAUAUUUCAGCAGAAUACUACAGUAUGGAAUUCUACACCUGAUUUUUGUGUUAUUGAUAAAAAGUGAAGGUCAAAAACUGUACUAGACCGUUUGUGAAAUAUAAAAAGCUUGUGUACAAGAUAUCUCGAAAGGUCAAAGGUCACACUGAUAAAUUCAUCCGAUGUUGAUUCAACGAGUAUGUUUAUAAUUGUUUGUGAGAGCUAGGAUGUAUGAUGACUGUAUGUAUGUGAAAAUGCUAUUGUAAAAAUACUGGAACAGAUUUGUAAACAUGCAUAUUUCGGUGUCAUUUUUUUUGUAUAGCCUGCAACAAAGUCAUAAGGCUAUUCUGUUUUUUUGUUGUUUUUUUCAACCAUUAUUGCCAUAGUGUUGUCGUCAACAUUUCAACUUUAACCAAACUUGGCCUUUUGUUUGAUUACAUAACAGACAUCUCAACACAACUGUUAUUUACCAAAUAUCAAAAUUUAUGGUCCAGUGACUCUGGAAAUAAGGGAUGCAGGAAAUCUUACUUUAAAGUUUUGUGUUUAGCUCAGUUUCUCAAAACGUAUCGGUUUUUUCAAUCAUAACCUGGAAAAUAGUUGCAAUGUAGACAUAUCAAUAAAAACCUUUGAUUUUGAGAAAUUGAUACAUGUAUAUCGGUAAAUCUUUUAUAGCUUUUUGAGAAUUAGGGAUUUAGCAGAAUUUGAUAGUUGCAAUGCAUCAAUAUUGAUACAUCUAUUAGGUAGGCAGGGGUUUUGGUUGUUUUUGGGAAAAAAAAUUAUUUCAUGUCCUUAUUUAAUUCUUUUUGCACUGAAAGCAUUCCACUAAGUUAAUACUGAGCUAUUUAUAGUUUCUGUACAUUAUUUUCUAUAGUAAGUAUUUUGGGUAUACCAAUUCAUCAUUGUGCUAGUAUCUGUAUGUUCAGUAAUGUGCUAAAAUUUGAGUGCACCAAAAUAUAUCUGUUUACCAAUAUUUUGUCCAUUGUUUUAGUAUGUAUGUUCAGUAUGAGUUCAAAAUAAAUUUAAGUAAAAUCUAAAAA
Messenger RNA from Pecten maximus, 2155 nucleotides. Its product is annotated as coiled-coil domain-containing protein 86-like. The transcript is spliced from 4 exons. Gene Ontology annotation, cellular component: nucleolus. Lineage: Eukaryota; Metazoa; Mollusca; Bivalvia; Pectinida; Pectinidae. The record is from RefSeq and is a predicted model, not a curated record. The coding region runs from base 67 to 459 and encodes 130 amino acids.